UCUUAUUGAAUGGUCGAGAGAGAAGGAGAGAAGGUUGAGCUCUGCCAGCCAAUCAGCUCUCACUCACAGCUGAUAGGCACCACUGACUGACCAAUCAGAGUGUGUAUGUGUGAGGGGCGUGGCUUGUGUUCCAGCAGGGUUACUAUACUGCGGUGGGCAGGACUUGAGUGUUGGAGUGGCAGUGAUGUGAGCGGGCGAUCAUAGAGAGAGAGAGUGUGUUGUGUGAUUCUGCUGCGCGUCUCUCUCACUGCAGCUGUGCAUGCGACCGUAUGCAUGCAUGUGUGUGUGUGUCGAUGCAUGCGACUGUUCUUCAAACAGCGCUCUGUGAAUUCACAGCAUCACCGCAGGAUUCUGCGCAUCUGUUGCCGUGGUGAUGGGCUGCCGACUGUCACGGCCGUGGAUGAGUGACAGCAUUGGGGUUCAUGGUCGGGAUUUGACGCACCUGCAGAACCGCGAGGCCUUUCGUAUCCUGGCCAGUUAUGAGCAGCCAAUCACGCUUCAGAUUGAGGGGCGGAGGGGGCAGAGCCUGCAGUAUAACAGGACGACGGACUGCAGCACGCAGACGGAGCGAUUGUGGGAUCCUCUUCGAGCGCACUCCUGUACCUUACCACACCUGCCUAAUGCGGACAGGACGUACUACAAUCACAUGACUCUGCCAGGUAACCGUAGAGAAGGAAGCAGGUACGAAUACCUGCCCAACACACCCAGAGACCUGGAGCACAGAGAACGCCUGUCCUACAACGACCCAGAGUUCUCGAAUGGCGUUUCUCAGGGACAAAACUGUCUGAUUGGAUGCUGCAAUGCGAAUCCAGAUGAACCCAGAAGCUUCCAGAGUCAGACUGAUGACGAUGACUACAUGAUGGAGAAACCCAUCGGUUAUCUGCCCCUCCACCACGAGCUGGACAGCGGUCUCGGCUGGACAGAUGGCAGUUUCCACCAGGGCGAGCUGUCAGGGGUGGAGACGGAGGAGGGGCUUGAUGAAUGCCACGUCCACGCAGGGGGAGGUUCACCUUCAUCUGAAUCCUUUAUCUCAUCGGAACUGAGCGACUCAGGAUUUUAUAGCGUCAGUACUGGAGAGUUUCUGCGAUUCCAGCGACUGCUAGAGAAACGCAUGCGCCAUUACAAUGCUCGCAUGCACCACCAGGGGGAGCCGUCUUCCCGCGAACGCCGAGACAGCCAAAUAAAACACCGCGAGUUGGAGGCCAUCCCUGAGGCGCUAACGGUGCAGCCUCAAAACCUCUGCAUACCCGCAGUUCCGGGGUCGCGAGGUUUGUCCCGAGUGUCAUCCGUGCAGUACCGCAAAGAGGAGCGACCGUGUUUGAACAGACAUAGCUCAAGCAGUGGCUCGCUGUUCAGUCCCGCUAUGCACUCUACGUGCAGUACCCCAUCUGGCCAGCGGAGGCCACUGCCACAUCGAAGCUCUGCAGGAAUGCUGAGAAGAAGCAGGACAUUGCAUCACCAUCCUGCAUCCAUGGAGCACCGCAGGCGGGCGAGUCACCCAGCAUCACCCAACUACUGCAGUGCAACGCUGCAUCACUGCAGCCACACAAUCGACCUUCCAAUGGAGCUACCUGAAGAACCGAAUGUCACCAUGUUGCACAGUAUGGGGCACCUGGCACACCCUGCUCUCGCCGCACAGACUGCACGCACUACACACGCUACACAUAUGAUGAGUCAACCGUCAUUGGUAUGUCCAAUUGACGACCACUGCUGCGUUCCGCCUCCAAAUUUUCAAGACAACAACAGGAUGCGAGCAUCAACUGAACCCCAGCUACAGCAGAACUUUGUGAACGAGCAGGCGCCCAGCCGACAACGAGACGUGCGAUUCCACACCUUGAGUCACACGCCCAGUCAGGACGCCAACGAUACCUGGCCUAAACCCGCCAACCGCCUGGGCGCAGGGGGUGGAGGCGGUCUCUACAGCACUCUAGAGGGACACAUGCCCACUGCAGCCACCCGGAAAACAGCUAGCGGAAACAUGCGGGCAGUUCGAAACCAGAUGUUACGAGAUCGAGCAUCCCGUCUGGCGGAUGAGCGUAGCGGCAUGAGUACGGAUGAGGAAAGCCACACCGACGUCCGUAUGGGUCGAUAUUGGAGUCGCACUGAACGCCGUGAGCAUAUGCUGCAGAAACAGCGACAGCAGCUGGCCAGAGGGGGCGUAGCUGUUACCGGAUUGGUGCAUGGGGGCGGGAUCAUUGGAGGAACUAACAUAGAUAACAGUUAUAGUACAGUUCUCGAGCUGAGCCAGCGGAAACUAAGUCGUCUGAGGAACCGAAAGGUGCUUGACGACUGGACCACUGUAGAGGAACUUCUAACCCACGGAACUCGGCUCGGUGCCAGCGAAGACGCCCUACAGCUGCCCACAUCUUUACUCACCGUCACAACUGUAUAGCAACACUCCCUGAGUGUGUGUUCAGAUGUAUGUGUGUUUGUGUUUUGGAUCUGCCCGCACUACACAAAGCUACCUCCUGAAAUUGAGGUUAACUGUAGAUACAAACGUUUCCACGGUAGUAAAUUGAUUUGUAUAUUUGCAGUAUCUGGUUUUGCAUUGUGUUGUAAAGAGACAUUUCAUUACAGAGCGAAAUUACCACAGUUGGAUUCGACCGCAUGAAGCAAUACAACAUAGAUGCCGAUACCAGACAAACUAAAUUUCAUUUGGUGCAAGCGUAUUUUUUUGCUGUUGUUGUUGUAAAAAAGAACGAAAAUUUUCGUUAUGGAUAAUUUAAAGUGGUGCUUACAUUUAAUUUAAUUUAUUUAAAAAUAAAUUGCAGUUAGCCUAUACACCCCAUCCAGAUGACAUCACUUUUGCACAAAAUACGAAAUUCUCUCUGACUGUCUUCCGCUAGCUGAGCGAAUUUACGGAGUGUAAACAGCCCCUCUUUUCAAUGACGAAUCUGAUAUUACGGGAAUGAUAUUGCAUAAUCUAAUGAUGGAUUGUGAGUCAGAUAUGCAGUGGCCAAUGAUCGGGUGUGCAGAGUUAGGGUAAGGGUUAGGUCUGACCCUAACCUAACCCUACGCUGGAGAUUAGGCAGCAGAACGUGAGUGUAUGUUGUGAAGUGUGUGGGUUCUUGCACUAUAACUGUAGUCCUGUAGAGUAUUUUUAAAGCUAUUUUUCUUGUGCUCUUCACAAUUGAUGUCACAAAAAGAAACAAAGAUGUUUUUUAAAGACUAAAAGAAUCACGUUAGCAGCUGUAAAACUGUUUGUCGAGCCAGAUGGUGCACUGAACUGUUUGUUUUGUUCUAAUGUGCAAUUUUUUCAGAUAUUUUUAGUGCACCGUUAAGCAAACCAGGGGGAUUCAUUCAUGACACAUGAGCAUGAAUGAGGCCAAAUUAUUUUCCAAAGUAGAAGGUGAACAAGUAUUUGUGUCCGCGAGGGAUGUUUGCGCUAUCAGGAUUUUCCCCACCUGCACUAUUUUUGGUGCACAAGCACUGGAGUGUUUACAAUUUUCCUUCACAACUGUGACUCUAUGCGAUACAUCUCUUUCGCUCUCCUUCAUUUCCGAGGUAAAAUCACGUCAUUUUCACCGUGAAUCAAGCGCUGUGAAUAAUGGAUGUGAACGGAUGGACCAUCUUCCUGUGCGACGCACGGAUUAACGGAGCUCUGCUUCUCCCAUCGAGUUUCCCCUUUUAGAAAUGAUUUUCUUGGAAUAUGAUGUACAUGUGCUUGUAAUAAAGAUGAGAUUUUAAUUAGCUACUCCUUGAAGUGUGUGUGGGUUUUUUGUAAUGUGGCCCUUAUUAAAGUGGGUGUUUGGAGUUUAGUGGCCCUCCGGUGAAAUCUUUCAUGAAAGUAAUAUUACUCUAACCCUUUCAUUAAAUCCAGAAACUGACGGUACAUUUGUUUUAAUUGAGCAAGUGAAGUGUGUUAAAUGUGCACUGAACUAGACAAUCAGUGAAUCUCAGUUCCAGCACAUUUUCACUAAUGUUUUAAAAUUAUUAUUGGUUAAAGAUUUAUAAAAAUCAUCAUUUAGAUGCACUUACAAAGAGCAAUUUCUAGCAAAUAAAAUAUUUUAGAGCUGAGCAUAUGUAAAUGUAUUUUGACUAUAGAUAGUCUUUGAGCCCUGAACUUGAAUGUGGAAAUCGUGGUGAAUUAUACAUAAAUAAAUCUUUGCCUCGAUUAUUUAACAAAUUAUAUUUUCUUAACCCUUGUGCGACCUUCGGGACAUUUUUGUCUUUUUCAUUUUCAUUUUUUUGAUCAUUUUGUCUGUGUUAAUGCCAACGGCAUAAAUGUUGCCAAAGGUGUGUAUUUUUGGGGGGAAUUUUGAUAUUUCAACCUCUGUUCCUAUAAUACACUGUGUACACAAAAUAGUUACACUCAGGACCUUCCGGACAAAAAUGUCCCCAUUGAAACCCAUUAAAACGGCAAUAUUUGAUCCCAGUGCCAUUAAAGCAUAAGAUCAUGAAUUCUAUGAUAUUAUGCUUUCAUUCCGGAGCCCCGAGUUCAAAAUGUACGUUUAAUAUUUUCCACCAGAUGGCGCCAUUUUUCUCAUGUUUAGCCUAUGGAGCAAAUACAAGCUUUUCCCCUAUUUUCUGUAUUAUAGAGCACUGCAGGACAAUGAAUAAAUGAUGCAGGUAAAAUUGUGAGUGGGUGUGUUGGUAUGGAUGUCAGAGUGUGUUUUGUAUGUGUGUAUUGAGAAAUGUGUGUGUACGUGUGUGUGAGAGAGAGAGAGAGAGUGUAAAAAACAACAGUGGCAUUAUGUAAACAAACUGGCAUUUAAAGGGUUAAAAUCCUGACAAUAAAUGAAUAUUUGGUCGUUAUGAUCAGGACUGAUGCUAGUUAAAAAAAUUAACCCAUUGAAAGUGAAAAUAAUAUUAAUAUAUAAAAUUAUGGCAGUUUUGUUACAUGGAUAUUUUUGUCCUCUAAGCUGGGGUUUUCAAACUUUUUAAUCCCAAGGACCCCCAAAUAUGAUGAUUCCAUGCAGGGGACCCCCCUUGCCUACAAUAUAAAGGCACCAAUGUAUUUUUGUGUAAAUAAUUUUAUAUAAAGACAUACUGCAAUUAAUAUUACAAUAAACGUACCUCUGAAAUGCUGUUUCAAUAACAAUUUUAUUUUAUUAUUUGACAACUCACUAUAGCCAAACAUACUUCUCACAAUUAACAAUUUUCUGUAGCUUCUGUAAUUUUAUUUUUCUGAAAAUGUUUACAAUAUUUACAUUAACUGAACAGGGUACCUUUUUUUCACAGUAUUAAGGCACCGGUAGAUGAAAAGUUAAAUCUGAAGGGCAGCACUUGCAUUACAAACAUGUACAUCAAACCAAACCACAUUCACUGAAUUAUGGGAUGGAUGAGCCUGGAGGCUUCUACAGUUUGUCAAUCACGAAACCAUACGUAGAUUUGGUUAUUAACAUCUUUAGGUUAAAAAAUGGUGUAAAGAAUGAUCUUUUUUUCUGUCGUUUUGGAUCCGUUUGAAAACCCCUGCUAUAAGGACCUCCGAGUAACUAUUAUAAAAUUGACAAGGGUUAAUUCAUGUUUAUCCUACUCUUAAUAAGGACACACAGUGCAAAAUCCUAUUUUCGUAUCUUCUUGUUGUGUAGUAAAAAUAUUAAAACACCCAUAAACUUGCUGUUUAACAGUAAUGUAUAAUUAGUGUCGGUAUUUAAGCACAGACUGGCACAAUCACAGACUUCAUAUCCGUUCCUCCGGAGCAGUUCACAUGAUCCUUCAAGCGUGUUUUUCGCUUUGUCUGAUCUGAAUCUCUGAACUUUAAAUGUUCCUAAAACACUAGAACACAAAAUGGAAUCCAACAAUAGAAAAGAGCAAAAUGGAACCGAAUUACAGAAAAAUGUGUUUCUUCAACUCAUUUAAAGAUCUUUGGCGACACCUGCUGGACAGACACAGUUACUGCACGACACAAAACUCAUCAGCAUCUUAUUUUCAUCUCAUCAUCAACUGAUUCAUUUUAUUUCAGGAAUGUUUUUGACACGCUGUAAAGAAAACAUUUCUUAAUCAGUAUCUUCCGUCUUGUAAAAAUAUCUAAAAUAUCUAAACAACCUUAAAACAAGAUCCAAAUACUUGAGAAUAUAUCUUGAAUUAAGUUUUCACUCGCGUAUGUUUUUACAAAAUUACAAAAUUCAGUGGGGUUUAUGCUUUAAAAAGAACAAACAGCAAGUAAAAUAAUAUAUUUUCUGAACAAGUCUUAUUAUGUUACACAAUUUUGCUUGUCAAGUAAAUGUCACAGAUAUUUUUUUAAUGGAAAACAAGACAGAAAUACUGAUUAGGAAAAUAAAUUCUUUGCAGUGCAGCUUAAAAAACAUGUUUGUGCCAAAAAACAAAAAAACUGGUUUAAUAUAUAUAUAUAUAUAUAUAUAUAUAUA
This is a messenger RNA of Myxocyprinus asiaticus (Chinese sucker), 6311 nucleotides long. RefSeq lists its product as uncharacterized. The coding region runs from base 374 to 2392 and encodes 672 amino acids. The transcript is spliced from 5 exons. The record is from RefSeq and is a predicted model, not a curated record. NCBI's taxonomy places the organism in Eukaryota, Metazoa, Chordata, Actinopteri, Cypriniformes, Catostomidae.